This is a messenger RNA of Rhinolophus ferrumequinum (greater horseshoe bat), 231 nucleotides long. Its product is annotated as beta-defensin 121-like. Bases 1 to 231 code for a protein of 76 amino acids. The transcript is spliced from 2 exons. Gene Ontology annotation, biological process: innate immune response. The record is from RefSeq and is a predicted model, not a curated record. Lineage: Eukaryota; Metazoa; Chordata; Mammalia; Chiroptera; Rhinolophidae. Gene Ontology annotation, cellular component: extracellular region.
AUGAAGCUCAUUCUUUUGUUUUUGACUGUUACCCUGCCACUAGCCCAGGUCAUUCCAGUCACGAAGUGUUGGGGUAAGUCGGGAAGGUGCAGAACCAUGUGUAAAGAGAGUGAAGUAUUCUACAUAUUAUGCAAUGCUGAGGCAAAGUGCUGUGUCAAUCCCAAAUAUGUACCUGUCAACACAGGAUCCUCAAACUCAAGUGGAAGCCUGCGAGAACCUCCUGCAGUCUGA